AUGAAGUUUUUAUGUCUCCCAGGAGGGUUCAGUUCUACCACUAAUUUUAAAGCUCAAAUAGCGCCAUUCACCAACUCCUUCACGUCUGGGGGAGAUAUCAGCUUCCAUUAUGUUCAGGGAACAAUUGACAUGGCUGUCCCACCCGAGUUUGAAGGAUUCUUUGGCCCGCCACCCCAUUACUCCUUCGUUCAAGCUGAUGGCCGAGAGGGCAUGGUCAUGAACAUGAGAGAUUUCCCGAAACGUAACACCCCAGAAGAAGCCGUGAAAGAUGCCCUCAAGAUCUCUGGAGAUCCCACUUACUCCUGUGUCAAGGAAGUCAUGGAGCGUCUCAUUGGCGUUCUCGAUAGUGAGGGCGACAUCGAGGGGGUGAUUGGAUAUUCCGAAGGCGCCCAAGUCGCAGCAUCACUUCUAAUGGAAGAAAAACGGCGAGCAGACCUUGGCCGCACGCCUCGCAUCAAAUGUGCACUCCUCUUCCAUGGCUGGCCACCUAUCGACCCGGUCAGCGGCAAGAUGGUUGUCAUCGAUGACUUCGAGACAGAACCGAUCACCAUCCCGACCUGCCACGUCAUUGGCGCCAUAGAUCCGUUCCUUGAUGGUUCAAUGGCCUUGUACAACAUGUGUGAUCCUGACACCGCAGAUCUGUUCGACCAUGGGGGUGGCCAUGUUCUUCCACGAGCCAAGCAUUACUGCGACGAGCUCUCUGCAGUUGUCCAUGAGAUGAUAAAUUCUGUAUCUUGA
Messenger RNA from Penicillium brevicompactum, 738 nucleotides. RefSeq lists its product as uncharacterized. Gene Ontology annotation, cellular component: nucleus; cytoplasm. The record is from RefSeq and is a predicted model, not a curated record. The coding region runs from base 1 to 738 and encodes 245 amino acids. NCBI's taxonomy places the organism in Eukaryota, Fungi, Ascomycota, Eurotiomycetes, Eurotiales, Aspergillaceae. The transcript is spliced from 3 exons.